AUGUAUCUCGCCGCUAAGGAGCUGCGUAAGCAAAAGAAAACUGGUCGUCGCGCCAAAACAAACAAUUACUUGCUUAUGAGAAACGUAAACGGAAGAUUUGAAAGGGAUUUCGACAAUAUGGUAAAGACGCCAACAGUUUUCUUUGAAAACUUUCAUAUGUCGGUCAGCAACUUUGAGGAUUUGUUCCUCAGAAAUUUCCGUCUGGAUGCAAUACCACUGGAAGCAAAAUUGGCCCUUACCCUUGAGUACCUCGCUUGCGGAACCUUUCAACGUCAUGUGGCCUCUUGCUACCACAUAAGUAAGCAACAUGUGGGUGUUACAAUUCCAGAAGUUUGCGAUGCUAUAUGUGUGGCGUUGUCUGGUGAAAUCGAGGCAUGGGAUGUAGAAGCAAUGAAAAGAAGAGCUCAGGAGUUUCAAGGACUAUGGCAAUUUCCAAAUUGUAUUGGGGCUAUAGAUGGCAAGCAUGUUGCCAUAAAAGCUCCACCUCAUUGUGGUAGUGCUUUUUAUAAUUAUAAGGGCUUUCAUUCAAUAAUAUUAUUAGCAAUAUGCGACGCAUCCUGCAGAUUUACGUUUAUAGACGUUGGUGCAUAUAAAAGCGAAGGCGACAUGAAGGCAUUCUCAAAGUCUUGGAUUGGAAGGGAGCUACUUGAGGGUGGCAUGGAGUUUCCUGAAGACAACAUGCUCGGUGGAGUUCGGACUCCGUAUUUCUUGGUUGCAGAUGAUGCUUUUCUUGGUUGCUUGAUGCUUUUUCCGAAAUUGCUGCUGAAGAGCAUUCAGGUGUUGCCAGCGGUUAAUAAUGGACGUGGUACCCCCUUAUCUCGGGUUCAACCGUGGCGAGAAAUGGGCCUCCUACAAGAAAGUGCCCGGGUGUAA
Molecule: messenger RNA, 873 nt
Organism: Drosophila bipectinata
Lineage: Eukaryota; Metazoa; Arthropoda; Insecta; Diptera; Drosophilidae
Product: putative nuclease HARBI1
Source: RefSeq, a predicted model, not a curated record